This is a messenger RNA of Striga asiatica, 1937 nucleotides long. The record is from the annotation of a GenBank genome assembly. Lineage: Eukaryota; Viridiplantae; Streptophyta; Magnoliopsida; Lamiales; Orobanchaceae.
CCCAAACUUAUGGCUUAUCAUCAAGAUCACCCCGAAAUUUAGCGAUUUUUCUCCCAUUGGCCCCUCGCCUCCCGUCGGACAUCUAAGUCAACUUCUUCGUCAAUGCGCGCUUCACUAUAACAGUGUCGCUGUUUUACUCUCAGACCAUCAACAAAACUCGAACAAUGGCGGAACUCAAAUCCCUCGCAAUUCUUUCCAUCAUCUUGCUAAAUCUGAUCUCGAUUCUCCCAUUCCGAACAGUAUCUUUCUCUCCCGAUCACCCCACCGAUCGCCAGAUCCUAGUUCUGCUCGACAAUCUAUCCCUCAAAUCAUCGCAUUCCCUCUUCUUUGCAGCCCUCCAAUCCCGCGGAUUCAAUCUCGAUUUCAAGCUCUCUGUCGAUCCUUCCAUCACCGUCAAGCGGUACGGCCAGUACUUGUACGACGGCAUCAUUCUCUUCUCUCCUACAGCUGACCGGUUUGGAGGGUCGUUGGACGUGAACGGGAUUUUAGAUUUUGUUGAUUCCGGCCGUGAUUUGAUUUUGUCCGCCGAUUCGAAUGCCUCUGAUUUAAUUAGGAACAUCGCUGCUGAAUGCGGUAUAGAUUUUGAUGAGGAUCCCUCUGCUAUGGUUAUUGAUCACACUGGUUAUGCUGUCUCAGAAACUGCAGGAGACCAUACCUUAAUUGCUUCUGAUAAUUUUAUUCAGUCUGAUGUUAUUCUUGGAAGCAGUAAAAUAGAGGCCCCUGUCCUCUUUAAAGGGAUUGGACAUUCAGUGAAUCCCGAAAAUAGCUUGGUUUUGAAGGUUCUUUCUGCAUCUUCUUCAGCUUAUUCCGCUAAUCCAACCUCAGAAUUGUUAAACCCUCCACCUCUUACUGGAACAGCUAUAUCAUUAGUUUCGGUUCUCCAGGCUAGGAAUAAUGCAAGAGUUAUGAUAUCUGGAUCAUUGGACUUGUUUAGCAACCGAGCAGGAGUGCAGAAGAAUGGGAGCGUGAAAAAGUUGGUGAAGCUUUUAAGUUUUAUCCAUUUCUUGGGUACAAAAUAUCCUGUUGAAGAAUGUUUUCUGACUUCUCUGAUGAUUUUCUUGAUCUAUAUUAUAGCUUGGAGACAUGAAAAAUCUGGUAACGAACAAUUUGUCGCUGAACUUAGCAAAUGGAUAUUCCAUGAAAGAGGUCAUCUGAAGGCAGUCAACCUGAAGCACAAUAAAGUUGGUGAAACUGAAGAGCCUCCAACGUACAGGAUCAAUGAUGAUCUGGAAUUCUCUGUGGAAAUCUAUGAAUGGUCUGGUACUAGUUGGGUCCCGUAUGUCGCAAAAGACGUUCAAGUGCAGUUCUACAUGAUGAGCCCCUAUGUCUUGAAAACUUUGUCCACAAACCAGAAGGGACUCUAUUACACUUCAUUCAAGGUACCAGAUGUUUAUGGAGUUUUCCAGUUUAAGGUCGAGUAUCAGAGGCUUGGGUACUCUAGCUUCUCAUUGUCGAAACAGAUUCCAGUAAGACCCUUCCGGCACAAUGAAUAUGAGAGAUUCAUCACAACGGCUUUUCCUUACUAUGGUGCUUCAUUUUCUACGAUGGCUGGAUUCUUCAUCUUCAGCAUCAUUUACCUGUACCACAAGUGAAAAAUCCUUUUUUGAAGGGAGAAUAGUUAUGCACCAAAACACCAUUUACUUUGAGCUUUUCCUCAUACAGUGCAGGAUCUAACAGGAUUGCUGUUAACUUCAUAGAUGUUGACCCGGCAUACGUUUGACUCUGUAAACAGAGGAUUAUGGGAUAAAGAGAAAACAGCUAGACAUUAAUACUGUAGGUCAAACAAACAUAUGUUUUGUGCUUUACCUGUAUGCAGAGGUGGUAAUUUUGCUUUGCAUGAAUUUCCGAGGUUAAAUUGAGGAGAUAGUAGUUAAUUUACAAUUGUCAUUUGGAACGUACUUUUCAGCAGAUAUGCAUACUUUUAAUAUAAAAUGUCA